Molecule: messenger RNA, 870 nt
Organism: Monomorium pharaonis (pharaoh ant)
Lineage: Eukaryota; Metazoa; Arthropoda; Insecta; Hymenoptera; Formicidae
Exons: 3
Coding region: 195-767 (190 amino acids)
Source: RefSeq, a predicted model, not a curated record
GCAAUUUUCAAUUCAACUGCUUAGUCUCGUGGAACACGUAAUUACGAGAGUUAUUAUUUUGUUAUUGUUAAAAGCUUAUCUGUGACACCUAAACAGGAUAUUUCGUAGACUUGUAUUGUACGAAACCACUUCUAUAUCAGGAGCCCAGUGUGUCGAGGAUCAGUUUAGAAUCAGUUUUGUAAAUCUCUGCGACGAUGGCGACGGUAUUUAAAUCUUUUAUCGUUAUAAUCGUUUGUUUUCAUUUGAGAUUUUCUCACGGUUUUAAACUACCAUACGAUGAAGUUAAAAUAGUCACAUACGGCGAACCGUGUCAUCCGUCGCGUUAUCUACCUGUUACAAUCGAGGAACCUAUAAAGCCUGUGACAGAACGCAUUUCACCUACAUCUUGUGUUUAUCAACCACUAAAAUUAAAUUAUCGAGUGAUCACUAAUAAAUCGAUUCAACCUUAUCAACCGCAAGCGGAAUACCCAAUUUCUAUACAAGUACCUCAGGUAUCUCAGUCUUUGGCUGAAAUAAUUACGCCGGAUCUUCUUCGAGGGAAGUCCUAUACGUAUAACAUCCAGACCUUACCAUCUCCACCCGUACCAAUCUCGACAAGAUACGAUUUUGAUUUUCAAGUACCAUUUUCACCAAUUUCAGAGGCUGAACUAACCCCACAAUCUGUUAAACCAGUUAAACUAUUGACUGGUCUUACUAGCAGAAUUGACAGAGUUUUACUUCCUGCCUGCCAAGUGCCAUCUUCUAGCUGCUGUAAAAGUGCAUUGUAAUAUCACAUGAAAUUAUUGAUAACGCGGUAUUUCUCAUCAAGACACACAUGAGAAAUACAUAGUAUUUGACAGAUAAAUAAAUAAAGAAAUUUAAGAAAAGUGA